Messenger RNA from Dacryopinax primogenitus, 1554 nucleotides. Its product is annotated as amine oxidase. The transcript has 5 exons. Bases 1 to 1554 code for a protein of 517 amino acids. NCBI's taxonomy places the organism in Eukaryota, Fungi, Basidiomycota, Dacrymycetes, Dacrymycetales, Dacrymycetaceae. The record is from RefSeq and is a predicted model, not a curated record. Gene Ontology annotation, molecular function: oxidoreductase activity.
AUGACGAACUCGACGAGCAGAAUCCAAUCGCAAAACGGUACCCAUGCCAUGCCUAUCUUAAAUGGGGCCACUUCAUUCCGCGAAACCUCUUCUGCUGGAGCACAACCGGCAAAUGGGCAUUCGGACAUGUAUGACGUCCUCAUCGUCGGUGGUGGCAUCUCUGGCCUGGUUGCAGCCAGACAUCUCACUUGUCUAGGCUUCUCUGUGCUCUUACUGGAAGCACGGGACCGUCUUGGAGGAAGAGUCUGGACACGUACCAUGGACGAGCGCGGUGGGCAUCCGGUUGACUUAGGAGCAAGUUACAUUCACGGGAUGGACGCAAACCCUGUGGCGAAGGUGGCCAAGGAUAUAGGGAUGGAGCUGAUGCAUUAUGUGGCGGAACACGGGGUGCUGCGAGACCACACCGGGUCCAUUCCUCCUAAUGACCUUCAGAUAUUCAAGAAUACCAGUCAGUGCAUCUUUCAUCACCUCAAGGACCUUUCCCAAACGUCCUCCUUCACGCCUCCACCUAGCACACCCCUCCUCACACCAUUUCUCGCACCUUCUUCUCCACUAUUCCAUAAUCUCACCACCCCCAUCAGUAAAAAACAAUCUAUUGCGCUUGCCCGCUCGUACGCAGGGUGGUGUGGGGCACCACUGGACAAAGUAUCAUUCAAAUGGUGGGGUUUUGAGCAAGAUAUGCAAGGGGAAGAUGCCUUGGUUGCGAGCGGGUACGGGGCUCUGAUCGAAUGGCUUAAGAAGGAGAUCAUGCGCAAUGGAGGUCAUAUUCGAUUGGGAGAGGAAGUUGUCGAGGUUAACUGUCUGAAGGAGAAGAACGACCAUGUGGCCGUUACGACAUCCGACCGUAGCAGGCGUGAUAACUGCCCACCAAAUCGCACAUGCUCAGGUCGAUACGCUCUCCUUACUUUGCCUUUGGGCGUCUUGCAAAAGCGACCUCCUACGUUCAUCCCUCCCCUUCCUCCAAGGCGUCUUGCAGCGAUCCGCCGUCUCGGUUCGGGGCUGCUGAACAAAAUCUUCGUCUAUUAUGAUACGGCAUGGUGGACGGAUAUUCAUUCCUUGUGGCUCUUACCCGAUCCUUCUAAUCCGGGAAACUUACUUGGCGAUCUCGACCAGCCAGCCGCCGUGCACCUGCAUAACUUGUGGACACUGCAAAACGUGCCCUGCUGGUGCUUCUUCAUGACCGGCUACGCUGCUGAACGAGUGGAAAGGAUGAAUGAUGUGCAGGUUGCUGUGUGGGUGGAAAGCAUCAUCGCACAGUAUCUAUCACCCGGCAAGCGUGCGCCCAGGCCUAAACAGAUCAUCACGACACGCUGGCGCUCGGACCGGUUCGCUCUCGGCUCGUAUUCAUACAUCCCCGUCACGAAUUCUGGAAGGGAGGAAGCCAGCCCGCUAGACAUGAUCGAGACAUCGCACUGUCUUUGGGGAAAGCUGUUCUGGGCAGGAGAGCAUACGGAGCCGGACGAGUAUGCGAGUGUGCACGCAGCAUGGAACUCGGGUUUGAGGGAGGCAAGGAAGUUAGAAGUCGCUCUCAAGUCCGCUCGACCGGAGGUCUGA